AUGCCUUGUAAAGUUUAUGGGUCUCCAAAAAGUUUUCGAAUGCAAAAAAUUCUGAUAGCUGCCAAAAUCGGGAAUAAGGAUGUCAGUGUGAUAGAUCAGAAGCCUCCACAUAAUAAAUUCCCUCUUGGAGUGACUCCAGCAAUGGAAGAUAACAAUAUCACACUCUUUGGUGCUGACGCAAUUAUGCUUCAUUUGGCAGGUGAAGCAAUGAAGGAAGCAAAUUGCUCUGAAGUGUUGCAGUGGAUGCAGUGGUCUGAGGGGCAACUAAUACCAAAUGUUUUAGGUUACGUAUUACCGAGCGUUUCAGCCGCUCAUAUUGACAGUGAGAUGUUGGAAGCAGCAAAGACAGAAUUGCUUAUGCAGCUCAAGUGUUUGAAUACACUGCUCCUAACAAAAACUUUUUUAGUCGGAGAAAGGAUGUCUCUUGCUGAUAUUUCUGUGGCGAUGGAUUUACUUCCUGCAUACCAGUAUGUUUUGGAUGAAGCAGCACGUGCAUCGCUGAUUAACGUUAAUCGUUGGUUCAGAACCAUAAUUAACCAGAAAACUGUUAAAGAUGUUCUUGGAGAAGUACAGUUUGCCGUAGAAGUUCUCAGAUUUGAUAGUGCGAAAUUUAAAGAAUUAUCCGCAAAGUUAUCGAAAGAACGUACUAGUCAUAAAGAUGGAAAGAACAAAGGACAAAACAAAGAGCAGCAGAAAGAAGAUAAAAAAGCCAAAAAAAUAAAAAACGAGAAUGAUGAUGAAGCAGAUGCUACUGAUGAAGCGUUAGCUCAGGAGCCAAAAUCGAUUGAUCCUUUUGCCGCUAUGCCUAAAGGAAGUUUUGUGAUGGAUUCCUUCAAGAGAGUUUAUUCCAACGAAGAUACAGCUACGAAAGCAGUGCCUUACUUCUGGGAGAACUUUGAUUCGGAAAAUUAUUCAAUUUGGUUCGCUGAAUAUAAAUAUCCCGAAGAUUUGACUCUGACGUUUAUGAGUUGUAAUCUUAUAAGUGGAAUGUUCCAAAGAUUGGAAAAACUGAAGAAAAAUGCUUUCGCAUCGGUUUGUUUGUUUGGUACGGAUAAUUAUUCAACAAUAUCGGGGAUUUGGAUUUGGAGAGGACAUGAAUUGGCUUUUAAACUCUCACCAGACUGGCAGGUUGAUUAUGAAAGUUAUGACUGGAAGAAGCUAGAUCCUGCCGAUGAAAAGACGAAGAAAAUUGUUAAUGAAUAUCUGAUGUGGGAGGGUGAUUUUGAUGGAAAGACGUUCAAUCAGGGAAAGAUAUUCAAAUGA
This is a messenger RNA of Acanthocheilonema viteae, 1263 nucleotides long. Lineage: Eukaryota; Metazoa; Nematoda; Chromadorea; Rhabditida; Onchocercidae. The record is from the annotation of a GenBank genome assembly.